This is a messenger RNA of Dentiscutata erythropus, 708 nucleotides long. The record is from the annotation of a GenBank genome assembly. NCBI's taxonomy places the organism in Eukaryota, Fungi, Glomeromycota, Glomeromycetes, Diversisporales, Gigasporaceae.
AUGGAAAAAAGAGCAAAAGUUGUGAAUAAUGAUAGUGUUAGGAGAAGUAUGAACCAUAAUCAAAUCCAUAGUAAAAAUACUAGGAAUAAAAUGACACAAAUAAAAAGUGGCGUCAUACCUGUGAAGUAUAUCGGCAAAAGGGAUAGACUGAAAGGUAAAAGGGUAGAAUUAGCGUGUGAAAAGAACAUUGGUAAAGAAAGCAUAUCAAAAGUGGGUGAUAUAAGAUUUAUGAGAUAUGUGAAUAUGAGUAAAGGAGCAGAAGCUGUGUAUAAAAAUAGUGUCAAGGGGAAAAAUGGCAUAAAUCUGGAUGAUAGAGCUGAGAUCCAUCAUUAUAAUAAAGUAGAUAAAGCUUAUAUAAUCGAAAAAGAUAGAAAUUGUGGAAAUAGAACGAUGUUGAUAGAUUUUGAUAGAAAGAAUAGAGAUUUAAGAGAAGAUGCUAGUAAUAUCAAAGAUGAUAAAAAGACAAUAUCUAAUAAGGAUGAACAUAAAGCAUCUGAAUGCUAUUUGAAAUGUAUUGAAAGUGAUGAUUCGAACGAUUCAAAGAAAGAUAAUAAUAUUGUGACGAUGACAAAUUUGGUGAAAAUAAAUAGAGAAUUGGCAAAAGCAUCGAUUAGGCUUGGCUCAAAUGUGAAUAAAAUAAGCAUGGAUUACAUAAAGAAGAAAAGACUUGCCUGGAAAUGUAUGAAUAAAGGAGCUGGCGCCAAAUGA